Pseudozyma hubeiensis SY62 is the source of this 2430-nucleotide messenger RNA. RefSeq names its product adenylate cyclase fragment. Gene Ontology annotation, molecular function: protein kinase binding. The record is from RefSeq and is a predicted model, not a curated record. Gene Ontology annotation, cellular component: cytoplasm. The transcript has a single exon. NCBI's taxonomy places the organism in Eukaryota, Fungi, Basidiomycota, Ustilaginomycetes, Ustilaginales, Ustilaginaceae. Bases 1 to 2430 code for a protein of 809 amino acids.
AUGGACUCGAUACCAGGCGAUCGAUAUAUUGGCGAGUAUGCCAGGUGGCUGCGCAUCCACGAGUCCAAGCUCGGCGAUGCUGCGGCUUCGGCCGCGGCAGCCAAGAGGAACGCAGCAGCCAAGUCAGACCCAUCUGUGUCUUCGCUCUCCUCAACAUUCUGGAACGUAGUCAGCCUCGGUACCGCCGGCGUCUCCUCCACCGCACCCGCACCAGCCGCUCGACCCAUGCUGCUGCGCCAAAACCCGCACAACCUCUUCUACCUGCUGAUCCGCUUCGAAGAGCUCUCGCUCCCCGUCGGCUCCCUCGACACGUCCAUCCCCUCCUCCGCCCGCCCCACCUCCUACUUCUCCUUCGUCUCCGCCACCCCUUCCUCCAAGCGCAUCGACGACACCAUGUCCAUCAGCUCGAUGCGCAGCCGGAUCAGCGUCGUCUCCUCCUCCCUUAACUCGUCGCUCUCCUGGUUUUCCGCUUCCAAACCAGACCCAACCCAAGACCUCAAGUACAUCUACUCAUGCUUCACAAAGAUCCCCAGUUUGAGGCUAGGUCCUGUGCCGCCGAGGAGGUUGGUGCAGGAUUUCGAGGACUGUCCGGGUCAGUCGGCGGUUCCGUUGGAUGUGUUUCGGAAUCUGCAGAUGCUGGAGUUGGACGAGGUGGAUCCGAGGACGUUGAUGGGGUGGGAUAGGGUGUGUGUGGGGUUGAGGGGGCUGACGUGUAGGAGGAGUGGGGUGGAGGAUCUGACGGGGUUGGUGGUGGGGUUGGUGGCGGGGGAUGCGAGGAGGAGGAGGGGUGAAAAGGUGGGUGCGAAAUCGAGCGGGAUGGAUUUGUCCGCUUCAACCACGACUGCUACCGAUACAGAUACCGAAGACAAUCUUCCGGGCAGUGCAGAAGCAGCAUUAACAUCGAUCCCCGAUCCGAUCCCUACCUUACCCCCCGACCUGCCUUCUUUCGCCUGGCAUUCUCUUCGCUACCUCAACCUUUCCUCCAACGCGCUCACCUCAAUCCCUAUCCUCCCCCUCCUCCCGCUCACCUCCUUGACGCAUCUCGACCUCUCCUCCAACCUGCUCAACUCCAUCCCCCCGAGUCUCUCCCACCUCCCCUCCCUCACCUCUCUCAACAUCUCGGACAACCUCAUCGACUCCGUCCUGGGCAUCUACCACUCCAUCCCACACAUCACCGUUCUCAACCUCUCGCACAACCGACUCGAAUCGCUCUGCGGCGUAGAGCGCCUUUUCGCACUUCAGAGGAUCGAUCUUCGCCACAACUCGAUUUACGAAGCAGGGGAGGUGGGGAGACUGGCGGUGUUGAAAGGGUUGCAGGAGGUGUGGGUCGGGAGUGGGAAUGCGUUGGUGGAGGAGUAUGUGGAUUGGAGGGUCGAGUGUUUUGUCGAGUUUGCGAGGGAGGGCAGGGAAAAGGCGGUGAAAUUGGAUGGGGAGGGGUUGGGGUGGUGGGAGGCGCAGAGGGUGAGCGAGAGGUUGCCAGCGGUGAGCGGGAAGGAGGGAGAAGGAGGAGGGAGGAUGAGGGGGGAGGAGAUGGAAGCACAGCUGGCCAAGGAUGUUGCGACGACCAGCGGGGUGGUGAGGAACGUGAGGCGAGCGCAGAGCAGGGUGAUGGAGACGGCGAGGGGGAGGGGAAGUGAUCUGUUGGGGGUGGAAGGUGCAGGGUCAACGUCUAGAUCACGGUCCGGGUCACGCAGUCGAACGAGCGGUGGUCAGGCAGCCACGAGCGGAGCCGCAAGGAGGAGGAACCAGCGUGUGGUCGAACUAGAGUCUUCGCCGCAAAAGCCAUCCAGUUCGACGCGACAGAGGACGCUGACCGAGUCGGAUCGCAUCAAGCAAGCGGCCUUGGCUAGGGAUGGCGGUGCAGCUGUCGAUGCUGAACCAGAGCACAUCGGAGGCAAGAGUGACGCGGUGUCAUCCUCAAAGACGCUGGGAAAGGGGAAAGCUGUCGACGUUGGUGUCCAAGAGGAACCAGCCAACAGCGCAGUCGAGCCACAUCACUCGGCAGCAUUAGCAGCACACUCUACUCUUCUCUUCGCCCUGCCUCCAGGAUCCACUCCCUCAGAACCCUCGUCCUCGACGAAACAGCGAUCCCUCAGGAAGCAUCGCAAUCCAGCCGACAGUCGAACCGCAUCCGACCUCUUCGCCAGCUCCACCUCUCCCGCAGCACAGGACACGAGAUCCCACGUAACGAGCAUUCCGCACAACCCCGACGGUGUUGAGUCGAAGAGUUCGUUUGCAGCAGAAGCGAACGGGAACAGCGGGAAAGCAAAGUCGGAUGCGUUGAGGCGCAGGAUUGAGGCGUUGAAGAGCGAGGUCGGGGAUGAUUGGUUGCGGUUGCUGGCGAGAGGCGAGGGGGACGAGAGGAGGGUUUCGGUGGUGCGAACUGAGGCGGAUCAGGAGGGAGAUGCUGCAGAGAAGGACGCGCAGUAA